Messenger RNA from Artibeus jamaicensis (Jamaican fruit-eating bat), 2817 nucleotides. It is a transcript of the gene ACOX3, whose product is annotated as acyl-CoA oxidase 3, pristanoyl. Gene Ontology annotation, cellular component: peroxisome. The transcript is spliced from 18 exons. Lineage: Eukaryota; Metazoa; Chordata; Mammalia; Chiroptera; Phyllostomidae. Gene Ontology annotation, molecular function: fatty acid binding; pristanoyl-CoA oxidase activity; FAD binding. The record is from RefSeq and is a predicted model, not a curated record. The coding region runs from base 173 to 2287 and encodes 704 amino acids. Gene Ontology annotation, biological process: lipid homeostasis; fatty acid beta-oxidation using acyl-CoA oxidase.
GCAGUGGCCGAGGUGCGUGGCUGAGAGGCGGGGCGGAGCGGAAGUCCACAGCCGAGCGAAGUUGGCUCCCCCUUGCAAGGUUACAGCGCCCCAAAGACGUUUAUCGAGCGUCUGCUGUGUGCGCCAAGGGGUGCUGACCCGGCGAACAGAAGUGACUGGUUGACAUCAAACGAUGGCACCCACGCCAGAAGGAAGCGAGGACACUCUGUUCCCAGAUUUCCCCAGGGGGCCCCUGCAGGCGUACCGUGCACGCGCGUCCUUCAACUGGAAGGAGCUGGCACUGUUCUUGGAAGGCGAGGACAUUCUGCGCCUGAAGAAAACUAUCUUCUCGACCUUGGAGAACGACCCCCUCUUCGCCCAUCCCAGGGGGCACGACCUCUCCCUGGAGCAGUACCGCGAGCUGACCUUCCGGCGCCACAAGCGGCUCUUCGAACACAACUUCCUCCACCCCAGUGACCUGCAGCAGAACCCGCUUAAAUCCCUGGUGCUGGUGAACUGCCUGGGCAUGUACGACUGGUCCCUGGCCAGCAAGGUCAUACUGAGCACAUCUGUCUUCCUGUCAGCGAUUUACAACUCUGGUUUCGAAAGACUUUUCGAAUACAUCCCAAAGGUCUUCAGCAUGGAGAUCUCUGGGUGCCUGGCUCUAACUGAGCUCAGUCACGGGAGUGACACCAAAGCCAUCCGCACGACCGCGCACUACGACCCCGCCACCGAGGAAUUCAUCCUCCACUCCCCCGACUUCGAAGCUGCCAAAUUUUGGGUCGGCAACAUGGGCAAGACGGCAACCCACGCGGUGGUGUUCGCGCAGCUGUACACGCCGGGGGGCCAGUGCCACGGCCUGUUCCCCUUUGUCGUGCAGAUCCGGGACCCGAAGACCCUUCUCCCUGUGCCUGGGGUGAUGGUGGGUGACAUGGGGAGGAAGAUCGGGCUGAACGGCCUGGACAACGGGUUUGCCAUGUUCCACAAGGUCCGGAUUCCUCGCCAGAACUUACUGAACCAGACUGGAGACGUCACCCCUGAGGGCACCUACGUCACCCACUUUAAGGUAAAGUGUCUCCAGGACGACAGGCAGCGCUUUGGGGCGUCCCUGGGCAGCUUGUCUGCUAGCCGGGUCUGCAUCGUGGGCAUGUGCGUCACUAACCUGAAGCUGGCUGUGUGCAUAGCCCUUCGCUUCUCUGCCACCCGGCGUCAGUUUGGACCCGCAGAGGGGGAGGAGAUCCCCGUCCUCGAGUACCAGCUGCAGCAAUGGCGCCUGCUGCCCUACCUGGCAGCCGCCUACGCCCUGGACCACUUCUCCAAGUCGCUUUUCCUGGACCUGAUGCAGCUGCAGCAAGGCCUCCGCGGGGACGACCGCAGUUCCAGGCAGGUGGAGCUCGGACGCGAAAUCCACGCUUUGGCGUCGGCCGGGAAGCCCCUGGCCUCGUGGACGGCCCAGCGGGGGAUUCAGGAGUGCCGGGAGGCCUGCGGGGGACACGGCUACCUGGCCAUGAACCGUCUAGGUGACCUCAGAAAUGAAAACGACCCAAACUGCACGUAUGAAGGGGACAACAACGUUCUGCUACAGCAGACCAGCAACUACCUGCUCGGCCUGCUGGAACGUGGGGGCCCAGGUGGCACUCGCUGUGAGAGCCCACUGAAGAGCGUGAACUUUCUGGAAGCCUACCCCGCCAUCCUCCGCCAGAGGUUCGAGGUGGCCAGCCUCCAGGACUGCCUGGACUCUGCAGUCCCCCUGGCGGCGUACGAGUGGCUGGUCUGUUACCUGCUCCGAGAGAGUCAGCAGAAGCUAAACCAGGAGAGGAAAUCGGGAAGCAGCGACUUUGCAGCACGGAGCCGCGCUCAGGCCUACUGCUGCCGCCCCCUGGCCCUGGUGUUCCUGGAGCUCACCGUGGUGCGCAGGUUCCACGAGUACACGCACCAGCCUGGCGUGCCGCCCCCGCUGCAGGCCCUGCUGCGGCGGCUCAGCGCCCUCUACGGCCUGUGGUCCCUGAGCCAGCACACGGCCCUGCUCUACCGAGGCGGCUACUGUUCCGGGGAGCGAGCCGGCAAGCUGAUGGAGAGCGCCGUCCUGGAGCUGUGUGCGCAGCUGAAGGACGAUGCGGUGGCCCUGGUGGACGUGAUUGCCCCUCCCGACUUCAUCCUGGACUCCCCGAUUGGCAGAGCUGAUGGCGAGCUCUACAGAAACCUCUGGGCCGCCGUCCUGCAGGGGAGCGGUGCACUGGAGCGGGCCUCGUGGUGGCCGGAGUUCGCCAGCAAGCCCGUGGUGGGGAGUUUGAGGUCCCAGCUGUAGCCGCCCCGCCCACGUUCUGCUCAGUCCGGUGAAGCCAAUGAGGACGAGGAUUUCAAAUUCCGGUUCUGCGGUCCAGGCAGCCGCCAGCCUUCUUAUCAGGAGCGCGCCUCAGUACGUCACCUAACCUGCUAGUGGCCGAUCCCCAAGCGGGCCUGGCCCGUCCUCUGCGUCUCAUCGGGACGGGCAGCCCCGGGGUUCAGGCUGCUCUGCUGUGUGCACCAAACACGCCUGCGAUGGCACCUUCCGGAGGGAAUGUCCACGUUGGACAAGCAGAACCUGGCACUUUCUGUUUCUACACACGAGAAGCGAGCUCAGCCUCGCCAGCACCGGUGCUGCGGUUGAUUCUUCACCCGAGCGACUUCACCAUGUAACCAUUUCUCCCGGAACUUUCCCGUUGGGCACUGUGGGCCAUUCGAAUGGCAUUGUUUCAGAAAUUUAAGGAAAAGAAAAUCAGGUUUAUUGCUUUCUUGGGUGGAACUGGAAGUUUCCACCAAGGAAAUAUUUCCAAAGAAAAAAAAUUAUGAUUUGAA